Molecule: messenger RNA, 702 nt
Organism: Cicer arietinum (chickpea)
Lineage: Eukaryota; Viridiplantae; Streptophyta; Magnoliopsida; Fabales; Fabaceae
Source: RefSeq, a predicted model, not a curated record
CAACUCUUGCUAUGGAAUUUCCUCUUUUGAAAAAGUAUAGGAGUUGUGACAUUUUGCCGUGCAGCUGGUUUUCAGUUGCUUGGUAUCCAAUUUACCGAAUCCCCGUUGGACCAUCGCUCAAAAAUUCGGAAGCAUCAUUUAUAACUUUUCAUAAUUUGACAACUCACUUUCCAAGCCAAAAUCAACCAAAGAUGCAUGAAGAUGAACCCUUGAAAAUAGCUCUUCCCAUUUUUGGGCUUGCUACUUACAAGGUGAAACGCUCAAUUCUGCCUCUUCCUAAAGUAUCUGAAUCUCAACAAAUGAACUCUCUAGUGAAGGGUGCUGAGGAUUGGUUAAAGAAUUUGAAUCUCAAGAUGCAACACCAUGAUUACAUGCACUUUGUUAAUCAUGUAUAGUUAUUAAUGGAAAUCAUGCUUGGUACUCUUCUGCUAGGAAUAUAAAGUUUUUUUUGCCAUGCAUGAAACUUUCUUAAUUUCUAGUUACCAACUUUGUUCACCCUAUAGGGAGUUGUGGUGAUCAUAGAAUAUGUUAAUUAAUUUAUAUUAUAGUAUAUACAGAGUCCUUGAAAUAAAUGGCUGGUUAGCAAGGAAUCUGUUUAGGAAAUUAAGAUCUAGUGGUCCUAAAUUUUACUUUGUUUGGAGUUAAAUCAGUGACUGUAUCUUGUUAUAUUUACUAUAUAUGUGGUUAUUAUUGGUAUUUAAA